This is a messenger RNA of Aspergillus heteromorphus CBS 117.55, 1450 nucleotides long. RefSeq lists its product as uncharacterized. The transcript has a single exon. Bases 242 to 1399 code for a protein of 385 amino acids. NCBI's taxonomy places the organism in Eukaryota, Fungi, Ascomycota, Eurotiomycetes, Eurotiales, Aspergillaceae. The record is from RefSeq and is a predicted model, not a curated record.
GAAUUACUAGGUACGGAGUACGCCCUGGCAUGUCCUGAUCGUGAAUGUGAAUAUGCUAUGCUGUCGGCCCAAGAGCUCAGUCUUCGGGAUGUCAUUUUUCGGAAGCCUCGCGCGACAGUGGCAAAAGUACUGAGCUGCUCGGCAGGGCUGUUUCCGGGGUAGAGCCGGGAAAGGGGAGCAGACGAGGAAGGGUGAAGGGCCUAUCGGGGAAUUAUCUGGCAGGCCACCGACAAUUUGGAGGAUGCAGGAUGCAGGAUGCAGGAUGCAGAUGAUGGACAUCUCAUGUGCCCAAACCAAAUGGCUUGAUAUUGACUACCGAAAAAAAGCCCCAAGCGUGGGGAAAACGGCAGCCGGGACAUCUAGAAGGCUUCGAAGGAGUGAGGGUCCGAACCAAACCAGCAACACCAGCAAGGACAACACCCGCAAUCCUCCUGAUCCCUCCUGCAUUACACCACCACUGCGAUGCCGAGACCGUUAUUGGAGGGUCCAUUCCGUGGAAACCCCAGAUGGAUACGACGGGAGACCUCCCACGCUCCCAGCUGUCCGGCCUUUGUCCUCUUCCUCCACGGCUAUUUUUGUCCAGCAGCAAAGACAUCCGUGGAAUCAUUCUCCACCCCACCUGAGAGACAGCUGGUUCUCCUCCUUCCCCACUUUCCGAGCUGUUUUGACCGCUAGUGUCAGUGUCGCAGUGUCGCAGCCCCAGUUCGAGUUCGAAUCUGAUCCCGCAGCUCGGUCUCCCCGUACACGGGAAUCCCGCUCUACUCUGGUGGGCCAUUUUCAUUUUUAUUCCAAUCAAUCAAUCAAUCGAUCGAUCGAUGAAUGGUCGUCCUCUGUUGCUUGCUUGCCGCCUUCAGCAGCCAAGCAAUGGACCCGGCCAAGUCAUGAUCCUCCCCCUGUCUAUCUAUUGUGCAAUGUGCACGGUGAUGCGUAUGCGCCCGGUCCCCAUCCCCCAUCCCUGGCCCUGUGGCAAGCUUCCCGGGGCAUACAUACGGUACAUAGCUUAUGCAUAGAGGAGGCGGGCGUGGUACCGUGGACCAAGAGGUCUGGGUCUCGAAGUCAUCGUGAAAACAGCCUAGAAUCUGACAAUAGACCCAUCGAGGCAAUCACGCGAGCCUUCGUGUUUUCCCCCCCCCUUCUCUCCUUUCUAAGUUGGGUUCGUCUUGUGCGACAGCGAGACAUUUGCUCUCCUGGCGUAGACUCUUCAGGAUCUAUAAACCCCAGGCCCCUCCGACGAGCCAGACCAUGGAAACGACGACAUUCCGUAGCCAUCGCGACUUCGUGGGUAGCAAGUCUCUCUCCUCUCUUCUCCUCUCCUCUCCUCUUCUAUUCCUUUCGCGUGCAUCUGUUUUCAUCUUAUCCAUUCUUAAUCCUUAAUCCAUCUACAUACGGUGACACCUAAUUAUCUUGCUCUCCUCUGCCUACCGUAGCCAUGCGUUUCGCACUGUGUCGG